UGCAGGACGUGCCAGUUUCGCACCUGUGCGUCCGUCUUUCGAGACCCCCAUACAGCAAAAGCAUCUCCCACGUAUCCCGAUACAAAUCAGCUCCACCGUCACGCUUUCACGUCUCUCUACGACCCUCGUUUGUAAAUCUUUCGCUAUCAUGGCGGGCCACAGGAAAUUCGGAUCUGGACGUCUAUUUCUUUCUGUCCUUGGAGUUGUGACCUGGGUGGUGACUGCGGCCUCCACCGUUUACACCAUUCUCGAUGCUGCCUCAUUGGCUGUCGCGGGUCUCUCGUUUCGCGGUUUGGGCAUUGCUGCUGCCUCAUUGGACGUCGUUUCAUUAUGUUGUGUGGGGCUUUUCUUGAUGCAGUAUGCAUGGAAAAAAGACGGCAUUUGGCCCAACUCGAAACGAUUAAAGCAGACCCUAGCACUGACAUGCAUCACAUUGUCGGCUGUUUCCUUGAUUAUGUCUUUGAUCACUCUUAUUGUCAUCAAGCAGAACCAUGACGAAGUCUCGCGAAAGACGACGAGAAAUUGGACGGAUCGACUUCCAGCCAAGUUUGCCGUAUGGGCCACUUCAUGCAUCACUCAGAUGGCUCUGUACUCUUUCACCCUUGUCUUCAAACGCGUCUCUUCCAACACAUCCAAUACCUUUGUUCAACAACGUCGGGAAGAUCCCCGCGAUUCCGUCAUGCCCGAAAUGCAUCAGCAGCCACCUUCGACGGAUAUGCAAACUCUGGCCCCACUACAUGCUCACAAAGAGUCUCUUGGGUCUUUGCCGUCUCCCACAUUCUCUACACGCUCUUCGCAAUCACUCAGGUCAUGGCGGGAGUCCCUCCAACAAGUCGUCCGCCCUGUCACAUCUCGCACAAAACUCAUCCGAUCCUCAAUAUCACAAGGCCGGGACUCUCGCAGCGUCCAUUCGGACGGCCAAUCUUUCGAGGCCAUCCAAAACGAUGGUUUUGACGCAUGGGACACCUCAAGCGUGGACCCACAAACCCAAAACGCCAUCAUGGCAGCAAUUCCUUUUGGCUUGGAAACAAUACCAGGCUCGCGGCCUGCAUCUCCCGCCCACGCCCUCGACGGCCCCUUCGUAGAUUCACCUUCUGGCCGAUCCUCACCUGCUCUAUCGCUUCCGCCCAAAAUAUACACAGAUUAUUCUCGCCCACCAAGUCCAGCUGUCAGCGAGGCUCACAUCCAUCCUCUCUUCCGAACCGACUCUCCUACGCCAGCGCCCGCCGCAACACCUGGCACAAUCGUCCACGCAUCGCCGAUGAGUGGGUCGAUUAUUACUUGUCCCCCGCGUAUGCGCUCGAACAGCAGCAUGAGCAACAACCGCGCCACGAGCCCGGGUCGCCUCCGAAGCGACAGCCGCACCAACAGCCCAGCUCGCAUGCGGAGCAAUAGCCUCGCAGCGAGCCCAAGUCCGCUAGCACACUCGAAGAGCUUCCCAACGGGCUCAUCAUCACGAACGCCCAGCCCACCGAGCAGGGAGAUGACGCCGCCGAUUCCAGACUUCAUUCUCACGAGUAGCCCACGAAGUAGUUACGGCGGUGGGUCAGCGAGGCCGAAGAUCAGCCUGCAGGCUGAUAGAGGCCGGGCUUUGGUAUAACUGGCUAUACCUUUUGUAUAAUUUCUUUUGUAACGUAGUCGUAGUGGUGGGUAAGAGACGCUGGGGGGAUGAAUUAAUGUGUGGUCUGGCACUCUUUACGAAGGUUAACGACGUAUGCGGACGAGCUGGCUGGUUGACCCGGCUCGUAUACCCCCUCUUUAUGCAGGAUACACUGGAC
Molecule: messenger RNA, 1778 nt
Organism: Mytilinidion resinicola
Lineage: Eukaryota; Fungi; Ascomycota; Dothideomycetes; Mytilinidiales; Mytilinidiaceae
Exons: 1
Coding region: 149-1600 (483 amino acids)
Source: RefSeq, a predicted model, not a curated record